Messenger RNA from Durusdinium trenchii, 1813 nucleotides. The record is from the annotation of a GenBank genome assembly. Lineage: Eukaryota; Dinophyceae; Suessiales; Symbiodiniaceae.
GGAAGAGUGUCCGGCAAGAGUGCCCAACAAGAGUGUAACAAGAUUUCCUGCUACUUUGCUACUUUAACCACUUGUUUUGGCCCAAGAUAUUUGCGGCGUGUUCUUGCCUUAUCACCAAGUGAAGGGAAUGCCUCGUCCUUGCCAAGAGCGAGCGGAGUUGACUGCACAACAAGAAUGGUUCCUCACAUUGCUUGACAGAAAGUUUGCAGAACAGGAGGCUGUUAUCCGAGAGUUAAUCAGCAGCGAAGGCAAAGAGACCUUCAAUGCUGAAACCUUCUUGGAGAGCAAUCGGCUACCUGACCCUUCGUUGAAGACGGAAAAGGCGAUGGAGAUCACUGAGCCGAACGAGACAAAGCCACGCUCAACCACCAGGCCAAGGGGGACCCUCGCAAAGGUGAUUGGGCAGGAAGUGAUUGAUCCUCCGUUGAAGGCGUGGGUGAAAGGUUCCCUGGAUGGCUACAUGGGCAUGGUCGUGGUUGUCAAUUUGUCCCUCAUGGUGGUCGUAGCACAGUUUGUUGGUGCUAGAGCAGACUAUGGGCUAAAUCUUGCCUCCGAAGAACCAGGCAUGCUCCUGGAAGACAUUUUCUACGUCCUGGACUAUGUUUUUUUUGGCAUUUAUGUCUUGGAUGUCUUGUUGCGCAUUGUGGUCUUGCGGAAAGAGUGGUUCCUUGAUCACGUUGAUGGGAUCAUGUACAUGAACCUGUUUGAUGCAUUCUUGGUGGUUGUCCAUGCUUUGGAGCUUUUGCUGCUUCCGAUACUAUUGGGUGCUAAUCAAGAGCAAAGUACAAGUAGCAUUCGUGUCAUCAAGCUUGUGCGAAUUGUUCGUACACUUCGGAUUGUCAAGACUGUAUCUUUGUUUCGGCAGCUUCGCCUUUUGGUUGGGACAUGUGUGGCAAGCAUCGGCGCACUGUUUUGGUCCAUGGUCCUUCUCUUCAUGUGCAAGGUUGGGUUUGCGCUGAUUGUUUGCCAAGCACUUCAGGGCUUCAUCAUGGACGACAAUGCUAAUUUGGAUACUCGUUUGGAGAUGAACAACCUAUAUGGCAGCUUCACCAAAUCAAUGUACACAACCUUUGAGAUCACCCACAGUGGAAGCUGGCCUGCCCGUGUGAGACCAGUGAUAGAGAAGGUGAGUGUUUGGUAUGCAAUCCCCUUUCUGACGUACAUCACUUUGGUGGUGUUCGCAGCAAUCAGAAUAGUCACGGCCUUGUUUAUUCAAGAGACUCUAGCAAAUGCUGCCAACGAUGCUGACAUCCAGUUGGAGAACAGCCGACGUUUGGCACAGGAGUAUCAGGACAAAUUGGAGGAGCUGUUUCAAGUUGCUGACAACGACGGAAGCGGCAGCCUCACCCAAGAGGAAUUUGUUGAAGCGCUGAGCCUUCCGAGCAUUCAACGGUAUUUGACCUCCUUGGACGUUCGAAUUCAGGACUGCCGGCCAUUGUUUGAUAUUUUGGAUGACGGUGAUGGGCAUAUCACGAUCGCUGAGUUCUGCAAGGGGCUCAUGCAGCUGAAGGGUCAAGCACGAGCUUUGGACAUCCACAUGCUUCAUCGGGAAAACUCGAAGGUCCUGAAGGAAUGUCAGGACAUCCAGCGUCAAAUGCGCUUGGUAUGCAGGGCUGUCAUGUCUGCCUAGGGCAUCUUGAGGCAUGCAAUCCAAGCUUGCCAAGCAUCGGUGCAGUCAUGUUGGCAAAGCCACAUUGACCUGAUGGAUUUUUGCGUCGCUGAUGCCAAAAGGAACUAUACAGCCGUGCCGGUGAGUUUUCACAAGUGUUUUUAACCAUGCCAAUGCUUGCAGCUUUCAUUUGCGCAAGAAGAC